AUGACGUUUUCAUCACUGGAGAACUUCAACAUCUUGUUCUUCAGGCCAGGACCAGAAGGAGACCAAAUAGUCGGGGCUGUGGACCAGUUCAGCCAUCCCUCCCCUCCCCACCAGGGCGCUGUGGCCUCACUCCUACGUUCACGGGCAGGCUCAGCCCCUCCUGGCAGCCGGGUCGGGGGAGCUCCGCUCGGGCAGCUCUCGGGGUGGUGCUGGGAGGCCGCGCAGAACCGCAGGUGGCCAGGUUCGCGAAGCGCCGAGAAUGGGGUCUGUGGCCGCCUGCCCGCACCUGAGUUCCUCCGCCCCAGCCUGCGGCGUCUGCAGGUCCCGCUCCGCGCCGAGUCCCCGCUGCACCUGCACCGAGGCCACGGGGCGCAUGCGCGGCUGCGGGGACCGGGGGCCGGGGCGGGAGGGGUCCUGCGGGCCCCGCAUCCCCAUGCCCACUGCGGGGCUCGGACAGAGGGACGCCACGCCAGGCCGCAGACCCCGCCCUUCCACGUCCCCCCACUCCGGCGGCCCGUGCGGCUCCAGACGACGCUUCCCGGGGGCUCCGGGCCGGGGCAGCCGCGGCGCCCCCUCCCCAGGUCCACCGCGGGCGCCGCUUUCAGACAAAGGCAGGAGACCGAGCAGGACACGCUGCCGUGUCUGCUCCGGGCGGCCGCGGAGGAGGAGAAGGACGUGGCGCCGCCGACGCCGGCGGCCGGGCCCGGGCCCGACAUGGUCUGCGAGACGAAGAUCGUGGCCGCCGAGGACCAUGAGGCGCUGCCGGGGGCCAAAAAGGACGCACUGCUCGCCGCCGCCGGCGCCAUGUGGCCCCCCCUGCCCGCCGCGCCCGGGCCGGCCGCCGCGCCCCCCGCACCCCCACCUGCCCCGGUGGCUCAGCCUCGCGGCGGGGCGGGGGGCGCGGGGCCGCCGGGGGGGCGCGGCCUGUGCAUCCGCGAGUUCCGUGCGACCGAGCAGGAGGCGGCGCGCCGCAUCUUCUACGACGGCAUCAUGGAGCGCAUCCCUAACACGGCCUUCCGCGGCCUGCGGCAGCAUCCGCGCGCGCAGCUGCUCUACGCCCUGCUGGCGGCGCUGUGCUUCGCCGUGAGCCGCUCGCUGCUGCUGACGUGCCUGGUGCCGGCCGCACUGCUGGGCCUGCGCUACUACUACAGCCGCAAGGUGAUCCGUGCCUACCUGGAGUGCGCGCUGCACACGGACAUGGCGGACAUCGAGCAGUACUACAUGAAGCCGCCUGGCUCCUGCUUCUGGGUAGCCGUGCUGGAUGGCAACGUGGUGGGCAUUGUGGCCGCACGGGCUCACGAGGAGGACAACACGGUGGAGCUGCUGCGGAUGUCUGUGGACUCGCGUUUCCGCGGCAAGGGCAUCGCCAAGGCGCUGGGCCGGAAGGUGCUGGAGUUCGCCGUGGUGCACAACUACUCCGCGGUGGUGCUGGGCACGACGGCCGUCAAGGUGGCCGCCCACAAGCUCUACGAGUCGCUGGGCUUCAGACACAUGGGCGCCAGUGACCACUACGUGCUGCCUGGCAUGACCCUCUCGCUGGCCGAGCGCCUCUUCUUCCAGGUCCGUUACCACCGCUACCGCCUGCAGCUGCGCGAGGAGUGACCGCCAGCGCUCACCCGCCCGCCACCCCGGCCGCCCUGUCCGCCUGUGCCCGCCUGCCCGCCGCCCGGCGCGGCCUCUGCUUUCAGACGCUCACCUGGCGUUUGGGUGGGGUUUUCCCUUUUCAACAUCCUGCGGUUGUCUGGCUGGUUCGGGGGGGUGCGCUGGGGGGUGCGGGGCUGUUGCUCUUCCACGACACUGGUGGGGAUGGGUUGUUUGUCGCCACAGCCCCUCGCCCUUCCCCACCUGCCCGGGCGGCUUGCCACAUGAAGAGUGGCAUCUUGGACCGCCGCAGUUGUCCACGACGCUGCCCUGCCCGCCGCCACUGGGGAAGGCCCAGCCUCGCUCACCAAGCACAGAACCUCGCAACAGAGCCCAGGGCCAGGCUCCGGCCCCGCCUGCGGCCCCAGCGCCACUGCCCGUGGAGGCCCGAGCUGGCCAUGGCGCUGCUUUGCUCCGCGCAUGCCGAGGGUGUGGCCCGGCUGAGCAUGCCGCAUGCGCACAGCCCCGCCCUGCCGCCCUGCCCGGAGACCCGGGCCGGUGAGCGCCCCUGUCCCCGGCCUCGAGCUGGCCAUGGGAGGGCCUGUCCCUGCCCCCACCCCCUGGAGGGCCUGGUCUGCCCCGCGCCGCCCGGCUCUGUCCACGCCUGCUUUGCUCUGAUGCCCUCCUUUCCUCUGGCUCCGGCCCCUCCCCUGCCUGGGCUGGGCUGGCUGGUGUCAUCACCUGGGUGGCUCCCAUGGCGUCCGUGGCAGCGCCGGGGUGGGGGUCCAUGGGACCCCUCUCCCCAGUGCCCACUGGAUCACGGUGGCUUCUCCCAGAUUUCCCUGGGGACCUCCUGCCUCUGGCUGACGGUCCACCCUGUGAAUCUUACCAGCCCAGGCUGCUGCCAACAGCGCCCAGCCCACAGCUUCUCCCAGCCUGAAACCAACCCAUUUUCUAAUAAGUUAUUUAGACAGAA
Messenger RNA from Piliocolobus tephrosceles (Ugandan red Colobus), 2557 nucleotides. RefSeq names its product aspartate N-acetyltransferase (gene ASPNAT). The transcript has 6 exons. Gene Ontology annotation, molecular function: L-aspartate N-acetyltransferase activity. The record is from RefSeq and is a predicted model, not a curated record. Gene Ontology annotation, cellular component: mitochondrial membrane. Bases 1 to 1602 code for a protein of 533 amino acids. NCBI's taxonomy places the organism in Eukaryota, Metazoa, Chordata, Mammalia, Primates, Cercopithecidae.